CUUUGGGUCUCCAGCUCCAGUCUCAACGCUCUUCAUCAUACCACCGCCAUCGUGCAUACCACAUAGACGACUGAUAUCACCCGACAUUCGGGCAAUUGAUACCACCUUCACUAAUCAACUCGCCAUAAUCCUUACGACAAAUCAAAACUCUCUUCCAUAUCUUAAUGCAUGUCAGCAUCACUAUCCGAUAAUGUGGCAUCUCAAGAACAGCAAGGAAACUCCGUUUACGCUGCGCUAGCGCGUACAGCGGCUAGAAGCGCAGCGCUUUAUUUCUCGCGACCCGUCCGACUCUUCCGGCCUGCCAAAGUGUCGGGAUGGCAGUCGCUGCGUGGACAUGCCCUCAAGAAUGGACAGGAACUCAACCCACAGUAUAUCACAUCCCUACUACAGAAACAAGGUUGGGCGGUGGUCCCAAAGCACUUUCUUCCUCCGAUGCUUGCGAAUGCCGCGCUUGGAACGGUACUCUGGACUUCAUACGCAGAGGCAUCGCAACUCCUAGAAGACAACUUUGAUAUGCAUCCAACGACUGUAUCUGCUCUUUCUGGCGCCGUAGCAGGUGGCGUCCAAUCUUUGGCGGCUGCUCCCGUUGAGAACGUCCGGCUUGUCAUUGAGGGGGGAACAGGCCGCGGAUGGUCACAUGCGUGGAAAGAGGUCUUUCGCAAUACUGCCGCUCGCGCGCCUAUCAAACAAGAAGCUAAUGUUAAAGACGCACGCGACGUUAGAGCCUGGAUGAGGGACGUGAAGGGCAUGGCUGGGCGAGGGUGGGAUGGAUGGGGCUGGGGGUGUGCUAAAGACAUGCUCGGUUUUGCUGCAUUUUUCGCCAUUUUUGAUGUCACACGUCGCUUCGCCCAAGUCAAUAAGACCGUCGCGGAGGAUGUGACUUUGGUUGCCUCAUCUUUCUUGAAAGAACCGCUCGAAUCUGCAAAUCGACACUUUCCCCGCGUCGCUCACGGGGUCACUCUCGUCGGCGGAGGAGUGGUUGCUGGGGUUUGUUACGAAAUGUUGGGUCGACCCUGGGAUGCUGCACGGAAGGCCAUCCAGGUCGAUCGCACCGUUCAUCCGGAUACCCCGUCACCGCUUCGUGCUGUCACCUCCAAGUUUCGCGAGGAAGGCUUUGCUGCUUUCUUUCGGGACGUCAACGCUGCCACGACAGAGAUAGAACCGCGGGUCGGGGUUUCUCGCUGGCGAUACAAUGCCGCCAGGACCGUAGCUAGAGUGGGUCCAUGGGGUGUCGGGUUCUUGGUGUGGGAGGCAUUUGGACCUGGAAUUUCAUAG
Coniophora puteana RWD-64-598 SS2 is the source of this 1275-nucleotide messenger RNA. RefSeq lists its product as uncharacterized. Gene Ontology annotation, biological process: mitochondrial L-ornithine transmembrane transport. The transcript has 4 exons. Lineage: Eukaryota; Fungi; Basidiomycota; Agaricomycetes; Boletales; Coniophoraceae. The record is from RefSeq and is a predicted model, not a curated record. Gene Ontology annotation, molecular function: L-ornithine transmembrane transporter activity. Bases 169 to 1275 code for a protein of 368 amino acids.